Messenger RNA from Eimeria acervulina, 6435 nucleotides. RefSeq lists its product as hypothetical. The transcript is spliced from 9 exons. Bases 1 to 6435 code for a protein of 2144 amino acids. The record is from RefSeq and is a predicted model, not a curated record. NCBI's taxonomy places the organism in Eukaryota, Apicomplexa, Conoidasida, Eucoccidiorida, Eimeriidae.
AUGUCGGCUUCUGCAGGCCUCCGUUCCCUUAGGCUGUCAAGAAGCUUCUCUCACCAGCAGCAGCAGCAGCAGCAGCAGCAGCAGCAAAAUGAGAGAGAUAAGGAUGGCUUCUUAAAGCCUGCAGCAGUGCGCAAGCGGCGCAUCUUGGCGAGACCCCCAGGCAGCAGCAGCAAAGCCUCAGCAGCAGCAGCAGCAGCUGCUGCUGCUGCUGCUGCUGCUGCGGCUUCCGAGGGGUCGGAGACCGAAGAAGAAGACUACAGCAGCAGCAGCAGCAGCAGCAGCAGCAGCCCUGAUAACAGCAGCGAUGAUGAAACAUACGGAGACAGCGCAACAAAAAAACUGUCAGUUGUCUCUCUGCUAAGAAGAAAGAGAAAAGCUGCUGCAGCAACAGGCGGCAAGCUGCAGCAGCAGCAGCAGCAGCAGCAGCAGCACCAUGAGCUUAUAGAGCGGGGUGACCCGCAGCAGCAGCAGCAGCAGCAGCUGCACCAGCUGCUGCUGCUGCCAGCAGAAGAUGAGUUAUCCGUCGAUGUUAUCUUAAAGGCCCCUGAAGCAGCAGCAAGAAGCUUCUCGAGGCAGCUGCAAACAGCAGCAACAGCAGCAGCAGCAGCAACAGCAACAGCAGCAGCAGCAACGGAAGAUGCUGCACUGCAGCAAGCCAUAGGCACCCUAUCUAUGCAUACAGCUCAGUUGCUGCUUCUGCUUGCAAAGGUUGUUGGCUUAAGCAGGGUUUCGAUAUGUUUAGAGAUGAAGACAGCCCUGCCGGCACUCUGCAUGCGUCUCCUAAGCAGCAGCAGCAGCAACAGCAGCAGCAGCAGCAGCAGCGGCAGCAGCAGCGCCCCUUCUCGGCAGCGACUGCGACAGCAGCAGCAGCAGCAGCAGCAGCAGCAAGACAUCAUCAUGCUCACAGAUCUGCUGCUUUCGCAGUCUUCUAAGGGCCUCAAGAGCCGCCGCAAAAACCCUCAGCAGCAGCAGCAGCAACAGCAGCAGCAGCAGCAGCAGCAGCACUCUGUCCGCGUGAGCAGCUGCAACACGCUUCGUUCAUUUUUGCAUUUUGUUGCUGAGGAGGUGUCGCUUCAAUCAGGAGGAGCAGCAGCAGCUGCAGCAGCAGAACAAACAGCACCAGCAGCAAACUGUCUUGCGUUGCUGCUGCAGCUGCUGCAGCUGCUCGCCUGCUCCCCAGCCAGGCGUCUGAGGCUUGCUGCCACUAUUGCAGCUGUCGGCAUUAUGAGCGGCGCAGCAGCAGCAGCAGCAAAUCUGCUGCGGGAGGCUCGGCGCUUCCGCGUGCAGCAGCAGCAGCAGCUGCUGCAGCAGCAGCUACAGCAACGGCGACGGCGCAUGCAGCAGCAGCAUCAGCAGCAGCAGGAAGAAGAAGCAACAGCUAUAGUGGGUGCAGCAGUACAGCUGCGGCUGCAGCAGCUGGAAGCGCAGGAGACGGCGCAGCAGCAGCUGCUGCAGCAGCUAGUGUUGCUGCUGCAGCAAAGAGCUGAUGAUGUCUGCCCUAAUGUGAGGGCCGAAGCUAUCAAGGCUUUGGCGGUUGGAUUACCCUUUGCUGUUCCUUCGCUUGUGCUGCGGGAGGAGACAUUUUUGCUGCUGCUGCCGGCGCUGCAGCAGCAAGAGCAACAGCACGAGCAGCAGCAGCAGCAGCAGCACGAGCCGCUGCAGCAGCAGCGCGAUGAAGCUUUAGCAGCAUUGGGGCUUUUUCACUUAGCUACGCAUGCAGUCUUAGAUGCAGCAAAUCAGAAUACUCUCAAUACUGCAGCAGCAGCAGCAGCAGCAGAUGAGCAGCAGCAAAUAUCAGCAGCAGCAGCUCAAGACUGCUUCAAAUUUGUAGAGGCAGCUUUGCCCUUAGUGGUUCUGAAGACAGCAGCAGCAAACCCUCUUCUUGCUGCUGCAGCGCUGCGUUGUCUGCUGCCGUUUGCAGCAGCAACCGCUGCUGCAGCGCAGCAACAGCAGCAGCAGCAGCAGCAGCAGCAGCAGCAAGCGCUGCCUCUGCUGCAAGACGCAGCAGUGCGGCAGCUGCUUGAUGUCUUUUGGCUGGCGACUGAUGCAGCAGUAAUAGAAGCAGCAGCAGCAGUUGUUGGUUUGCUGCUGCUGCCUCCUGCUGUUGCUGAGCGGUGCUAUGCCCCCAAGAACCGCAGCAGCAGCAGCAACAGCAGCAGCAGCAACAGCAACGACACAACGGAGCUGCAUGCGCUGCUGCACUUCUGCGUGGCAUAUAUGCCUAAGACGGACUUCCUCAGCAGCAGCAGCAGCAGCGGCAGCAGCAGCAACAAGAUCAGCAGCAGCAGCAGCAGCAGCAGCAGCAGCAGCGGCGACAGCAGCGAAUCCUGCUUAGCAUAUUCACUGGCAGCAAAUGUGGUGAUUGGCUUCUGGGAUUUGCUUCCUUCAGUUCGAAGGGUGGAUCUGCUGCUGCUGCUGCUGCAGCAGCAGCAGCAGCAGCAGCAGCAACUCGAUGAAGAUGCCCUCAGCGAGGAGCAGCAAACUCUUCUUCUUGCAUUUUGCUGCGCCGCCAUGAAGAAGUUAAACUGGUGCAGCGGCUUGUGGGGCUGCAGCAACAGCAACAACGACAGCAGCAACAGCAGCAGCAACAGCAGCCACAGCAGCAGCCAUACGGGGACUCAUCAUCAGCAGCAGCAACUCAGCAGCAGCGACACCUGUUUCUGUCCUGCUCAACUGCAGCUGUGCUGCAGCCCCUCAAAGUCUUCAAUAUGCAGUCGUGUUGCUGCAGCUGCGUGGCCCUCGCUGCUGCAGCAGCAGCAGCAACAACAACAGCAGCCACAGCAGCAGCAGCAGCAGCAGCAGAGGCGCCUGGCAACUGAUUUUGUGCAGCGAGUAUUCGAGGCUCUACCUCAACUAUAUGAGCAUAUUACGAAGAAAUGCCAACAGCAGCAGCAGCAGCAACAGCAGCAGCAGCAGCAGCAGCAGCAAGUGCUGCUGUUUACGCUGGUCUUCUGGUGCAGCGCACCUCCGCCUUGUUUUGCUGCUCAUCUUGCUGCAGCAGGUCUCCCUGCUUCUUCGUGGCUGAUGGAGAAGCUGCAGCAGCAGCAAAAGCAUAAGCACAAGCAGCAGCAGCAGCAGCAGAUUCUGCUGCAGCAGCAUGAGGCAGGUGCAGCGAGCAGCUGCAGCUGCGCCCUCCUCUCCUGCAGCAGCAGCAGCUGCCCAGCAGCAACAGCAGAGCUGCUGCUGCUGCUGCGAACAGCAGCAACAAACGAAUCGCUGAGUCUAUCUGCACAGGAGGCGGUGCUGGGGUGUAUAGGAAACUUCUUGCUGCUGCUGCCUGCUGCUGCUGCAGCAGAAGCAGCAAGCCUCGGUGCACGCCUUGCUGCAGAUCUAGCAGCAGCAGCAGCAGCACUGAAAGCGGAGGUGCUCGUACACCCCGACGGCACUGCAGCAGCAGCAGCAGCAGAAGCAGCAGCAGUGGAGCAGCUGCAGGUUAACCCGCUGCUCACUACUGCUGCAGCAGCAGCAAAGGCAGCUGCAGCAAAUGCUGCUGUUGCUGCAGCAGCAGGACGCCUUUUUUCUUUCGCGAGGUUCUGCAGCACCAGCAGCAACAGCAGCAGCAAAACAGCAGCAAACUUAGCGCAUGCAGCUGAAGCAGCAAUGUCUGUGCUGCAUAUGAGGGUUAUGAUUGCUGCUGAGGCGCAGCAGCGUGAGCAGCAGCAGCAGCAGCCACAGCAGCAGCAGCAGCAGCAGGUGCUGCCUUCAAUCCCAUCUUGUGGUGCAGUGAUUGCUGCAAUUCAAUGUCUCCUAGCUAUGUACGAGCAGCAGACGGGGGGCUUGCUGCUGCUGCAGCAGCAAUGUUUAGACACCCUGCAGCAGCUGCAGCAACUCAAGCAGCAGCAGCAGCAGCAGCAGCAGCAGCAGGAAGAGGAGAAUAUGCAUCCUGAGCAGCAGACCGAGGAAGCAACAGCAGACCACAGCAACAAAAGACAACGCCGACAAAGUGCAGCAGCAGCAGUAGCAGCAACAGCAGCAGCAGGUGAGCAGCAGCAACAGCUUUUGGAGCAGCUAAAAUCGCAGUUUACCGCAAUCUCCGAUGCCCUGGGAGAGGCUGAGUUGCUGCGGCAGCGCAUUUCGAUGUUAUGUAUUGCUGUAAUGGAGACAGAUGCCAACCCUCUUUUGCUGCUAGCAAGCCUCAGGUGUCUCUUGCUGCUAGCACGGGCGGAGGCUUCCUUGCAGCCGUUUACUGCAGCAGCAGCAGCUGCUGCUGCUGCUGCUGCGCUGCCGCGCGAGUUGAUGUUGCUGCUGCCGCAUGCAAACCCUUAUCAGUAUUCUGCAGCAGAGCAGCGCGCUCUUGUUGAGGCCUUUGCUGCGAUUACAAACCCCCAGCAGCAGCAGCAGCAGCAGCAGCAGCAGCAGCAGCAGCAGCAGCAGCAGCAGCAGCAAGAAGCAGGGACAUCAGCAGCUGCAGCAGCAGCAGCAGCAGAUUAUCUCGACAGGACGAAAGAGGGUAUCACCAGUUUGCUGUUUGCUGCUGUUGCGGAUGAACGCGUUGCUGCUUUUCUCUCCCAAUGCCUCUCGCAGCAGCAGCAGCAGCAGCAGCAGCAGGAAGGUUUGCUGCAGCAGCAGCUGGCAGUAGAAAUGCGCGAGUACUGCUGCUUAUUAAUAAGGCAGAGCUGCAGCAUCUCGCUGUGGAGUUGCGGGAUUGGUGCUGCGCUGCUGCUGCUGCUGCUGCACCCGCAGCAGCAGCUGCAGCAGCAAGCCCUAGGCUUCUUGCUGCUCCUAAAACGCCAAUCCUUCCCGUUGCUGCUGCAGCUGCUGCUGCAGUCGCUGCGACAGCUGCAUGCACUGAGGCUUCUUGAGCCUUUAGAGGAAGCAGCAGCAGCUGCUGCUGCUGCAGGAGCUGCUGGCUUGCCUGCUGCUGCAGCAGCAACAGCAGAACAAACGAAGCAGCAAGUGCAGCAGGACAUAGCUAAGUUUAUGCAUAUAGCUACAAGCCGAUUAGGAGUUUUGCUGACGCACCAGCAGCAGCAGCAGCUAAUUGCUGCGCUGCGUGAUGCAGCAGCAGCAGCACGAAAAUCCAGAAGGCGUGCGUUGCUGGUGCUUGGCAGCAGCAGCAGCAGCAACUCCUGCAGCUGGUUUGCUGCUGCUGCCCCGCUGCUGCAGCGGCGCUUCCUAUCGCAGCAGCAUUUGCUGCUGCUCGAGAGACACCUGAAGGAAGAUGUAAGGGCCUCCGGCGGGGAGUGGAUUGGCAGCGAAGAGCAGCAGCUGCUGCUUGCUGCUGCUGCUCCUAGAAAUAAGAGCAGCAGCAGCAGCAAUGCUGCUGCUGCUGGAGCUGCUGCUGCUGCUAAUCGAAAGAGCGCAACCAGCAGCAGUAGCAGCAGCACAAGGGAUAAGUCAACAGCAGCAGCAGCACAGCCACACUCUGCGGACGCUGCUGCUGCUGCUGCCGCGCAUGCGCUGCUGCCUUCAGCAGCAGCAACCGGUGCUGCUGCUGCAGCAAGGCGCAGCAGCUUCAAUGGAUUUGCUGCUGCUGCAGCACAUACUUCGGUAAGCAGCAGCAGACAAAGGCAUCAGCACCAACAAGAGCAGCAGCAGCUGCAGCAAGAGGAACGCCAGCAGCAGCAGCAGCAGCAGCAGCAGCAAGAGGAACGCCAGCAGCAGGAACAGCAGCAGCAAGAGGAACGCCAGCAACAGCAGCAGCAGCAAGAGCAACAGCAGCCGCAGACAGAACAGCAUCAGGUAGAGCAGAAGAGACGACGGAACCAGCAGCAGCAGCAACAGCUAGAUGAGCAGCAGCUGCAGCAGCAGCGCGAGGAGCAACAGCAGCAGCAGCAUGAACAACAGCAGCAGCAAGAGCAGCAGCAGCAGCAUGAGCAGCAGCAGCAGCUGCUACAAGAAGAGCAGCAACAACGCGAGCAAGCUGAUGCAGUGCUUGAGUCGAAACGAAGGCAGCAGCAGCAAGAGCAGCAGCAGCAGCAGCAGCAGCACAGCGCUGAUGAGGAGGAGGAGGAGCAGCAGCAGCAGCAGCUGCAAAGCAAGCACAAAAGGCGGCAGCAGCAGAAACAGCAACAACAGAAGAAGAAACAGCAACAGCAACAGCAACAGCAGCAGCAGCACGGCAGCAGCAGUAACAAAACUAAACCAGCUGCAGCAGCAAAAUCUAAAUCUACUGCAGCCAAAGCAGCAGCUCCUCGAUCACACUCCAACAAGCAGCAGCAGCAGCAGCAGCAGCAGCAAGAGAAGCAGCAGCAAGAACAGCAGCAGCAUACAGAUAUUGCAGAUCUGUGGAGCCCUUCCUCUCUUGAGUCGCAGCAAGGAUCUCCUGCUGCUGCUGCUGCGUCGCCACCGUCGCCGCCGCCGCCGCCGCCGCAGCAGCAGCAGCAGCAGAAGCAGCAGAAGCAGCGCAGCAAGGCACCUUCAGCAGCAACAGAAGCAGCUUGGGAGACGGGAUCGAACAGCACAUCUUUUGCUGCCGAUUUGUUCGACUUUUAG